CCAGGAGGGGUAGGCCUACUCCUGGAAAGAUGUAACGGAACGUUAUACCCACUUCUCCAUGUAGCCGCUUGUUAUCUGCAGCGCCCUACCCCUCUCCCCGAGUACAAAACCGAGAUUUGGAAUAGGGGGUACACAUUCAGAGCUGAUUACAUGAAGAAAAAGGGAGAAGGAAACAGAGUGGAAUUGGCUCUUGAAUGAGAAUACGGAGCGGCGCUGUGCACUCAGUGAGACGGAGCUUGAAGACAGGAAAAUAAAUGAAAAGUGGGGUUGCAUUUGAAGCACAAAAUAAGGAGAAAGGGGGUGAGGAGAGAAGGCAGUUCGCUUCUUGUGACGACCUAAAAGGAUUACAAAUCCCCGUUAUUGGCGAGUUGACCAUCUAUCGGAGUGAAUUGAUGGUGUCGGUACAGGGUAGAACUCUAACGGACCGUGCCGAGGGGAGGAAUUUGAAUGCACUCGGCUGAAUCAUGCUGAGGCUGUGGAUAAUAACUUUGGCAAUCAGUUUCAACAAAGUGUGGACGGCCAGGUUCUCCCAGGAGCCUGCAGACCAGUCGGUGGUGCUGGGAGAGAGGGUGGUGCUGUCCUGUGUGGUGUUCAACUACACUGGCAUCGUGCAGUGGACCAAGGAUGGGCUGGCGUUGGGCGUUGGAGAGGGCCUCAGGGCCUGGCCAAGGUACCGUGUGCUGCGGGUGAUAGACAUCGGCCAGUACAACCUGGAGAUCUCCUCGGCAGACCUGUCUGAUGACUCCCUGUACGAGUGCCAGGCCACCGAGGCGGCCCUGAGAUCCCGCAGAGCCAAACUCACCGUCCUCAUCCCUCCAGACGAGCCGGUGGUGGAGGGAGCUCCAGAGAUCCUGCUGAUCGCCGGCACGCCCCACAACCUGAGCUGUGUGACCAGAGGAGCCAAGCCCCUCGCUGUCAUCGAGUGGCAGAGGGACGGGGUGGUCCUGGAGGGAGCACACAGCUCCACCGAAGUGCUCCCAGACAGGAAGAGGGUGACCACACGGAGCUAUCUCCCCCUCAUCCCCCAGGACACAGACACAGGCCGCAACUUCACCUGCGUGGCCACUAACAUGGCCGUGCCCCUGGGCAAACGCACAUCCAUCAUGCUCAACGUCCACCACCCCCCCACUGUAACAUUGUCCAUAGAGCCUCGCUCAGUCCUGGAGGGAGAGAGAGUCAUAUUCACCUGCCAGGCAUAUGCCAACCCCCCCAUCAUGGGAUACAGGUGGGCGAAGGGGGGUGUUCUCCUGGAGGGGGCCCGAGAGAGUGUGUUCAUGACCACGGCCGACCACUCCUUCUUCACUGAGCCUGUUUCCUGUCAGGUGUUCAACGCCGUGGGCAGCACUAACGUCAGCAUCCUGGUCGAUGUCCACUUCGGUCCUAUCCUAGUGGUGGAGCCCAGGCCAGUGACGGUGGACCUCGACUCUGACGUCACGCUCAACUGCAAGUGGUCAGGAAACCCCCCCCUGACCCUGACCUGGACCAAGAAGGGCUCCAGCAUGGUCCUCAGUAACAACAACCAGCUGUACCUGAAGUCAGUGAGCCAGGCAGAUGCAGGUCAAUAUGUGUGUAAGGCCAUCGUUCCCAGGAUAGGAGUGGGUGAGACAGAGGUCACUCUCACCGUCAAUGGUCCUCCCAUCAUCUCCAGUGAGUCUGUGCAGUACGCAGUGAGAGGGGAGAAAGGAGAGGUCAAGUGUUUUAUCGCCAGCACUCCCCCUCCUGAUAAGAUUGUGUGGGCGUGGAAGGAGAACGUGUGGGAGAAGGAGAAGGGGACACUGCUGGAGAGGUACACGGUGGAGCAGAGCAAGCCCCAGUCCCAAGGGGGCGCUGUCCUCUCCACCCUCACCAUCAACAACGUCAUGGAGUCCGACUUCCACUCCCCCUACAACUGUACGGCCUGGAACGCCUUCGGACCCGGCACCAUGAUCAUCACCCUGGAGGAGAACGAGAUGGUGCCUGUGGGGAUCAUCGCUGGAGGGACCGUGGGCUCCUCCAUCCUGCUGCUGCUCUUCCUGCUGGCCCUGGCUCUCUUCCUCUACCGCCAACGCAAAGGCAGUCGCCGUGGGGUCACGCUGGGUAAACCUGACAUCAAAGUAGAGACGGUCAACAAGGAGACCCAUAGUCUGGAGGAAGACUCCGCCAGCGUAUCCACGGCAACGCGCAUGGUUAAAGCCAUGUACUCUCCCUUCAAAGACGACAUGGACCUGAAGCAGGACUUGCGAAGCGAAGCGUUGGACACACGCGAAGAGUACGAGCUCAAGGAUCCCACCAAUGGCUACUACAAUGUGCGUGCCACCACCCACGACGAGGCCCGCCCCCAGUCCCGUGCCAUCCUCUACCAGGGGGAGUUCCGCUCCCCCAACCUGGGUGGGGGGCUGGCCGGCGCCGCCUCCAGCGGGCCUGCAGGGGGUGCCAGCGGGGCAGUGCCCCCCAGCGGAGUGCCAGGUUCACGGGCAGGCUGCUAUGACCCCCGGCCCCCCUCCAGGAUGUCCCAUGCCAGCUACGCGCAGUUCAACACCUUCACCAGGGCAGCCCAGAGCCAACAGGCCCCGCCCAAUCCCGUUCCGCAGACCGGAGACUUCCCCGGAGACUGCGGCCUAUUGGAUGCUAGCACUCAGCUGGCCUAUGACAACUAUGGCUAUCCUGCCCAGUACCCCACCUACCGAAUGGGCUUCGCCCCGCCCUUGGAGGGAGGGCCAGCCUAUGAGAUGUACCCGACGGGACAAGGGGUAGGACCCGGCCCGGGGGCAGGGCCGGGGCCGGGGCCAGGACCAGGACCAGGACCAGGACCAGGACCAGGACCAGGACCAGGACCAGGACCAGGACCAGGGUCUGGAGCUGGGGCUGGGGCUGGGGCUGGGGCUGGACCAGAGCCUGGGCUCGGGAAGUACGGAAGCUCCACUCGUUUUUCCUACUCCUCCCCUCCCUCUGACACCCACAGACACACACAGAGGAUGCAAACUCAUGUGUGAGACACUCAGUAGAGCAGUGGUCGCACACACACACACACACACACACACACACACACAGUUAUGUACACACCUACACACACAAUGACUUACAAUAUAACAACAAACACAAAAUCCAUACAUGCAUUCAUAUCUGAGCCCUCCCAUAACCCUAUACAGCAUAUCUAUCCUUUUUUAUAUAACGCUAUACACCGUUUCUCUAUCUAAUAUACAGGGCACUCACACACAGUUUCUCUCAAACUUUGUAUUAUGGGCUGUUUUGCUGCAGGAGCAGUGACAGCCAGUCCAGACAGGAGAGACACAAAGUCUAGAAGUACCUUUCCACAAGAAGAGAUGGAGGAUGAAUAGGGAUGAAAGAAUGCACCCUGCAACAUUUCAUCCCUUUCUUCCUCCUCUCGCUGUGUGACUCCGUCUAGCUUGCCUCUCAUUCACAUUGUUGUAAAUAAACCCAGCUGAAGAUUAGGUUUGGUAACCGUUUGAAUAAUUAGCCUGUAUAAACGUUAUAUAAUGAUCUAAAGAAGUGAUCCCAAUGGUGCACACUGACACAUGUUCCCACACGAUGACAAAGUCUUGCAUCUUUAUACACACACAGACACACACACACACACAGAGACGUUCUUGCGAUUUUGCAGCAUCACAGCAAGGUGACGUCUCGUGCUUUGGAAGUGCGGCACUUUUUACCACUGCCCCCUCCCAGUUUGAUGACAAACUGGUAUCGUUACUGGCAUGACAGAGGAGUGCCACCCUGGAUCACAGAGGGAGAUGUUAUGGUGGCCUUCGAACAACGUCAGAGAUUGACUAGAGGCAACAUGAUGUGUGGAGCGGGUGCCAAACACGGAAGCUUUCAUCAUACUCCAAGAUAACUGACUACAAACAAAGAAGUGACAUUUCUUUUGUUACAUGCCACUUGUACUCAAGAGACAAAGCUGUAGCAAGUUCCUCUAUCUCCUUCCUCGUUUUUUAUACUCCGUGAGGUUGCAUUUCUGUAUGCGUAUUUCACCUGAGGUCGAUCUGUACGUUUGAAGAAAGCAAAUUCAGCAUUUGAUGAAUCUUUGCAAUUUGUAUGAAUAUCCUCCCAAUCCUCCCAAUAUUGACGUGCUCCUCGUUCCCCAGCACAGUAGAAUAGGACCUUUUUCCAUGUUUAUAUCGAAAGCUGAAAAAAGGCAUUUACAAACAUUUUGUAAUAUUUUUAUAAGGAGUUGUGGACCAAAGGUUCUGAGACAUGUUCGAGUGACAUUCACUUUUUAAAUCGAUGUUCAGAGGAUUCUGUGUUGAGGCUGUGUUGUGUGGAGUUGGGGAGGACAGGGGGGGUGGGGGUUACGACGUCAUCAACUGAACGAUUGAUUUGCUGAGUCACCUAAGAGAUUCAAAAACCUUAGUCUGCUAAGUCACCAGAUGGCGAACGGCAAGCUCAGUAAAUGGCAUCCUACUCUGUGCACUUGUGGUUAUGACCCUUAUUAAACCUGGCUUUUGCAUAAAGGGUUUGUCAAAAAUACGAGGGGUCUUUCGGAUGUGGACUUUGUUCAUCAAGGCUUGAAGUCUAACCAUAUUACUCUGAGGAAGUAGAUCGGAAAAGGGACUUAGAGAAUGGGGUGAACUCAGACCAUGUCAUCAAUGUAUCUUCAGCAUAUAGGAUGUUGACAAUCAUCAGCUGAUUUGACAUUGAAUUGUCCUAUCUUGACUGUUCAGAGAAGAUUGUGGGUCGUCAUGGAUGGAGGGAGGUCGAACAGGGACCAGUACUUGGAGAAAACAGGUACAUGGACAAAGGGUCAAAUAAUGGUGGUGGUGGUGGUGAGGUUCCUGCAUCGGGCCAGCCCCUAGAGGCAACCCUAGACACAAGCUGACAAACUGAGCAUACUGCUCGUGUGAGGUGUAGCCCUGCCUGACAGUAAUAAACCCAGACAUCAACCCCGGAGCUUGAGGGGGGAUUCUUCUUCUGGCUAGGAAGGUGGAUGUUAACGUCCCUAAUGCGGUACCUCAGCUGUUCAGCUGCAGCUCAGUCGAAGAUCUGUGGUCUUCGAGCCCAGGGUCUAGGGUCUGUAGCUCUAUUUGGGACGAGGCUGCAUCCACAGAAGGCGAUGAGCCGAGAGAAAGGAAUCCCAAACCACACUUUAUACCUCCUCCUCCUCUAGGUCACCUUCUCUAGGUCUUCUUUAGUAGCUUUUGAUACAGUUAUCUUACCUAUAGUUAAAUAGGAGUAGAUUAGAUAUAUAGCUGUACAUAUAUAGACGUGUGUGUGUCCAGGUGACUGGGGGAAGGAUGCAAUCUUCUGUUUCGAAUCAUUAUAAUAGCUUCAUAAGCGCAUUCCAAUCAUGUUCAUCGUCCAUUGGAUUUUAUAAAUGCCUUUCCUUUACGAAAAAAUCUGUGUGCUUCUUGUCAUGUUAUGUUUAUUGUAAAACAUCAUGGUUUGACGUCAACGAUCAAAGAAUGAAAGGAUAUGUUCAAACGUAUUUAUUUUUGUUCUUUUGUGAAUGGGGCUAUCAUAGAAAAGGCAGAAUGGUAAAUAUGUGUUUGUGGCCAAAAGGACUGCAUACCCCAGUCAUAAGUGAGCGAGACUGCCCAGACUAAACCCAGGCCAAGCCCUGCCCAGGUUCAGCUGAAUGGGGACACCAGGCAGGCGUUCUGAUCGGUCCUGUGGUGUGCUAUCUGUGACCACGACUGUCAGAUGUGGUUUACAGUAGUGUUUUGAAUCUCAUGUGGGUGCCAAAAGACUGUGCAAAAAACAUAAGCAGACAAACAAAUGCAGCAGACAUUUGUGUGUACAGUUUGUGUGUAUGUGUGUGGAUGCUUGUGAAUGUGCAUGUGUAUUGAUGACCUCGAGUGUUGUGAAAGUGCGUGUGCGACGUGCGUGGUCGUAGGGUCGCUGGGGCUCUAUAAAUGGAAGCAAGGGACAGAUGGAGAGACAGAGUAAUGGAGACAUCAUGAGGCCUUAGGACACGAAGACACUAAUGUUGCAUGCAGCUGCUGAGUGGGUGACGCUCACUAACUAACUGCUUCGGGAACCGCCAUGAUUCUGGAAUUUGUUCCUGCUCGUUGUAGUGACAAUUCUGAUCAGUGCUAUGAAGGAUUUUAUAUCAUCUUUGCACUUAAAAAAAAAAUGAGUGUGUGUGUGUGUGUGUGUGUAUGGGUAUUUCCUCCAUUUCAUUCCUGUCACAAUCAAGUUUUUUAUUAUUUGUUAAAAUAGGACUAUAAUAGGAUUAUAUCCUGUGUUAUUGUUGUUAUUGGUUUCACAUUCAGUAUUUGUUUCUCUGUAUAACUAAGAAAAAAGUUACAAAAACAAACAUUUGAUUAAAUUCUUCUUUUUAUUCUUCUUUUAUUUCUGUAUUUGUUUUAUUUGGUAUUUUUUUAAAUUGUAUGUAAUUAUUUUUCCACAGUAUUACAGAAAAUAAAGAAAUGACACAGAUUUCAUAAGAUCAAUGACAAUGAGACAAUGACUG
This is a messenger RNA of Hypomesus transpacificus, 6406 nucleotides long. RefSeq names its product kirre like nephrin family adhesion molecule 1b (gene kirrel1b). Gene Ontology annotation, cellular component: cell-cell junction. The record is from RefSeq and is a predicted model, not a curated record. Gene Ontology annotation, biological process: cell-cell adhesion. Gene Ontology annotation, molecular function: cell adhesion molecule binding. Lineage: Eukaryota; Metazoa; Chordata; Actinopteri; Osmeriformes; Osmeridae. Bases 465 to 2972 code for a protein of 835 amino acids. The transcript is spliced from 15 exons.